AUGGAAAUGCUGGGAAUGAUCGCCGAGAUCACUGCUGAGAGAGCAGCCGAGUCGAAAGUCAAGGAAGCGCAGAUGGACUUGCCGAUGAUUGUCAUGUCGCUGACGCGCUUGGGCUUCAAGGACUUGCAGAUGAACAGGCUGCUUGAUGUUGUUGCAGAGCGGCUGCAGCAGACUCGCUUCUUGAAGAAGAUGCCCGACUGGAGCCUGGCGGCCCUCUUCUGGGCCUGGCCACAAGACGGAUCGCUCCGGGGCGUGAGGAACAUGCAGGAGCUUCUGCAACCAGAGGUGGAGGAGAGGAUACGGAAGAAAAAGUUUGACAGUCGAAUGCUCGAAAGGAGCUGGAUGGGUCCUGCUGAAUGGCGGAGGCCAGCCAGAGCAUAG
Symbiodinium natans is the source of this 381-nucleotide messenger RNA. The record is from the annotation of a GenBank genome assembly. Lineage: Eukaryota; Dinophyceae; Suessiales; Symbiodiniaceae.